This is a messenger RNA of Penaeus vannamei (Pacific white shrimp), 2446 nucleotides long. It is a transcript of the gene Kdsr, whose product is annotated as 3-ketodihydrosphingosine reductase. Gene Ontology annotation, cellular component: endoplasmic reticulum membrane. Gene Ontology annotation, biological process: sphingolipid biosynthetic process. Lineage: Eukaryota; Metazoa; Arthropoda; Malacostraca; Decapoda; Penaeidae. Gene Ontology annotation, molecular function: 3-dehydrosphinganine reductase activity. The record is from RefSeq and is a predicted model, not a curated record.
GCAAUUGUUUUGACAGCGGGCCGACACACCUUGGAAUUCCUCAUCGCUUUAUAAGUCUUUUCUUCUAUUUUCAAGGUUUGUUGAACGCUGUUUGCAAUGGAGCUUUGCUGUAUAUUGGAGUACCUGCUGGUCCCUGUUGCUAUAGGAAUAUUAAUAGCAGUCGUCAAUUUUUUCACCACCAAGGAGAGAGACUUAAACGGCAAGCAUGUAUUGAUAACUGGAGGCUCGAGUGGGAUUGGUCUGAGUGUUGCACAUGAUGUUGCUCGGAGAGGAGCCAGUGUCACCCUAGUUGCAAGAAAUGUGGCAAAUUUGGAAAAGGCCUUGGAAGAGGUGAGGAGCACAGCCUCCAGAGCAGGUGCUGGCGGGAAAGUGCAGACCUUCUCAGCUGACAUCUCUGGAAACCAAGAGCAAAUAGUGUCCUUAGUCAAAGAUGCUGAGAGUAGUCAAGGACCCAUAUACAUGCUUGUCAACUGUGCGGGAUUUGCCCGAGCUAUGAAAUUCGAGGAUAUUUCACCCCAGCUUGCAAAGCAACUAAUUGAUGUGAACUUCACGGGGUCAGUCAUCAUAACGCAAGAAGUGGUGCGCAGCAUGAAGCAGCAGCAGGAGGGCAUUAUCGUCUUCACCUCAUCCCUGGGAGGCCUCCUGGGUGUCUACGGAUUCACACUGUAUUCUGCCGCCAAGGGUGCAUUGGUGAAGUUAGCCGAAGCACUCUGUCAGGAGGUAAAGCCAUACAAUAUCACAGUGACUGUGUGUUAUCCACCUGAUACAGACACCCCAGGAUUUGAGGAGGAAAACAAAACAAAACCCAUUGAGACCAAAUUGAUAUCAGAAUCUGCUGGACUUUUUAAGGCUGAUGAGGUUGCCAGCAAGUUAGUGAAGGAUGCCUUGCGUGGUUCGUUCUGCAGUACAGUUGGCAUGGAAGGCUUUAUGUUGACCACACUUUGUGCUGGCAUGUGGCCCAUAGCGAAUUUUGCUGCUGAGUUUGCUGCAUUCCUGGCACAGAUUUUGUUGACGUGGCUGUUCCGCAUCAUCUCUUUGUUUAUCCUAUGGAGCUUUGAUAGGAUUGUGCGCCAGGAACAUCAAAAGAGGCUGGCUAGUAAGAAGAGCGAAUAACUACAGUGUUUAGUGAAAAAUUUCAAGCUCCUUUUUGUUGGUGUUUCUUCCCUUCCUAAGUUGGUUCUCGGUUGAGUAUCUUUUUCUUGCCUUUUUUCCUUUUUCUUCCUCUCAAUUCUACUUUUCCAACUUUAGUCCUGUCGUGAAGAGUAAGUUUCUUGGGACUCUCAUCUUCCUGUACUUAUUUUGCUACUUUUGAGUUACUUUUGAGUAAAUGCAAAGGAGUCAGUGAUGUAAAACUAACUAUUGUUGUACUUUGUUGUUAGAUUUAUAAAUGAGAUUUUCAGUUGUCUACAGAGUUCCCAUGCAUUACUAAGCUGCAAUAGGCUUCAUCAGUGCUUCACAGAGCAACGACUAGAAAACUCUGCUUGUUGUAACGAACUCUGAAUCUUUUGUCGGAAGGUACCAUUACAGCAGGAGGAAUAAGAGUUUAUUUUUUAUCCACUAAACACUUUUUUGAUAUAGUGUGUCCAUGUUAAUUGUCAGAAUGUACUGUUACAGACGGGGAAAUAGGGAGUUAUCCACGAAGCCAUUUUCUUUUCUAUUAUGGUAUGUGCUUAUUGAUAUUCAGAAUGAGCCAUUACAGCAAGAGAAAUGGGGAGUUUCCACAGAAGUUUUUUUUUAUGGUAUUUUCUUAUCAAUUGCACACAAGAACCAUAUAGAGGUUACCAAAACAUGUUAUGUAAAUGAGAUUUUAUUUGCCAUGUUUUAUGCUUAAGCCAAAGCGCACUAUAUUCACAAACUCAAAAGGUGAAUCUAUGGGCCAGUACCGUUUUGCUAUUUUUUGUAUGCAUUUGAAAGGCCAGGUGGUCGAAAAUAGGAUGGAAAAUAUUGAAAUUGUGUGAAAAUCCUUUUGAAUUAAAAUUUGUUGGCUGUAAUUUCAGAAUGUUUCAUGAUUAAAUUAACAUUAUGAAUUUUAUAUUAUUUGUUAUAAAGUGCUAAAUUUAUCAAUAAGCUUUUUGUUUUUCUUUCUUUUUAGAGAAUGUGAUUCAUCUAUGCCUUAAUAAAGCAGUAAAUAUUUGAAAGUGAUUAUGACAGUGGCUUGUUUCUACUUAAUUGUUAAAUGUUUACUGGUGUAUUUUCGACCACAGGGUCCGGACCAACACUUUUUCUUUUUCACUAUGUAUACUUUUUUAUUAUUUAUUUUUUUUGUGUUCUGUAUUUAAUAGGUUGGCAUUUACAUAACACUGGAUUAUGUAUCCAUUAUACUACUAUGGUAUAUAGCAUUUUUAAAAUGUGUUGUAAUUUCUGAUUUAACUCUAAGGCCAUAAUGGAUAUUUAUUUUGUGUCUAAAAAAUGCAUUUGGGCAGUUGUCAAUAAAAUAAAUGAAACA